Molecule: messenger RNA, 4979 nt
Organism: Limulus polyphemus (Atlantic horseshoe crab)
Lineage: Eukaryota; Metazoa; Arthropoda; Merostomata; Xiphosura; Limulidae
Product: ubiquitin carboxyl-terminal hydrolase 47-like
Exons: 34
Coding region: 60-4130 (1356 amino acids)
Biological process (GO): protein deubiquitination
Cellular component (GO): nucleus; cytosol
Molecular function (GO): cysteine-type deubiquitinase activity; cysteine-type endopeptidase activity
Source: RefSeq, a predicted model, not a curated record
AGUGGCAAAAUUCAAAGGUGUUGUUGAACUUGCCAGCAUCUACAACUGCUGUUCAGUUGAUGGAAGAAGUUGGAAAGAAGUGCCAUUAUCAUCCUGAUUCAUUUGAACUGGUACUUCAGAGAAUGCCUGAUGGAGAAUCAGUGAUUAUCAAUGAUCUCAAAGAUCAAACUUUAGAGGAAGUUGGCUUUCGAUGUAUUAACAAUGCAAGAAAUAUAUUGAUAAUAGGAAACAGAAAUGGGGAGCCUCCACAAAAAGUUGAGGUCAGUGAAGAUACUCCUCUUGUCAAGGAUCGUGACAUCCAAAUGGGGUCAGAUUUCUCUCUCUCAGCAUCGGGGGAUGCUGGAAGUACUCAUGUUCCUUCAGCUGCACUGCCAUACAGUUCAGGUUCUAGUGAUUUCAGUUAUGGUUGUAGCUAUGCAAGUGCUGUUAUGAAACAAGAUACAGGUUUUGUGGGACUUGUAAACCAAGCUAUGACUUGUUAUCUCAAUAGUUUACUACAAACACUUUACAUGACCCCUGAAUUUCGAAAUGCUUUGUAUAGGUGGGAGUUUGAUGGCACUGAAGAAGAUGGAGUAAAAAGUAUUCCAUUUCAACUUCAAAAGCUUUUUCUCCAGUUACAAACCAGCAAGAGACCAGCCAUUGGUACGACAGAAUUGACAACAAGCUUUGGAUGGGAUAGUAGUGAAGCUUGGCAACAACAUGAUGUCCAGGAGCUAUGUCGUGUUAUGUUUGAUGCACUAGAACAGAAAUUCAAGAAUACAGACCAGGCUGAUCUCAUAAGCACAUUGUAUGAAGGAAAACUAAAAGAUUAUGUGAAAUGUUUAGAGUGUGGGUUUGAAAGUGCCAGGAUUGACAAAUUCUCUGAUGUACCUUUGGUAGUAAGGCCUUUUGGGUCUCAACAAUCUUAUGGAAGUGUGGAGGAAGCUUUACGGGCAUUUGUAUCACCAGAGACUCUAGAUGGAUCAAACCAGUAUUAUUGUGAACAUUGCAGCAAGAAAUGUGAUGCUCAUAAAGGCCUGAAAUUCAUCAACUUUCCUUAUCUUCUCACUUUACAACUGAAGAGAUUUGAUUUUGAUCCAAUGACUCUUCACCGCAUUAAACUUAAUGACAGGGUAACGUUUCCAGAGAUUCUCAAUUUAAAUGACUUUAUCAAGGAGGAAUCAGAGGAACUGGUUAAUGAUGAUGCAGACACAACAGACAGUGGAUCAGCCUUGGAUGAAGACAACUUUUUUCACAGUGGUACUAAGACAGGAUCAGAAACAAUGAGUGAUGAUGCUGCAGAGUUAGAAGAUGAUGAAGGAAUAGAUCUUGGUCCCAAUGGUCACUCUUCAGUUGUUGGUAGUCAGGAAGUUCCAACAAACGAACGCAACCUGCGAAAAGCAAUGGAGAAGGGUCCAUAUGUGUAUGAACUGUUUUCUAUUAUGGUCCAUUCAGGAAGUGCAAAUGGGGGACAUUAUUAUGCUUACAUCAAGUGUUUCAAGGAUGGCCAGUGGUAUUGCUUUAAUGAUGCUCAAGUUACCAAGAUAACCUAUGAUGAUAUAAGGAAAACAUAUGGUGGUGGCCCAAGCAGGGGUUACUAUUCUAGUGCAUAUUCAAGUUCAACGAAUGCAUACAUGUUGAUGUAUAGGCAGAUAGACAAGAAUAAAAAUGCUGAAUGUAUAGGAGUAGAAGAGUUCCCUGAACAUAUUAAAGCUUUACUACAAUGUAUGCAGGAACAAGAGGAGAGAGACAGACAACAAAGAGAAGUAGAAAGAAAUACUUGCAAGAUCAAAUUGUUUUGUCAUCAUCCAUUACAAAACCGUAUGGUUGAGAUGAGGUUGAAAGUUCACAAAGACUGUACCUUGGAAGAGACCACUGCUACAGCUCGCAGUAUAAUGAGACUUGAUGCUAUAGUGCCUUUAGACUGCUGUAGAUUAGUGAAAUAUGAUGAAUUUCAUGACUCCUUGGAGUGCUCUUUUGAUGAUACUGAGGAUCAGACAAUUGGUGAACUACUUGGUGGUGUGAAGUCUACUUAUAAAUUUGACCUACUGCUAGAAACCAAAAAACCCCAUGAAAAGUUUCAAGUAUAUAAACCAGGUGGUACAACAGUGAAACUGUACAUAGUUGAUGUAGAAUCUGAGGAAAUUUCAGCUCCAGUCACUCUCCGCAGUCAUUUGAGUCAGACUGUAGAGGAGUUUAGGGAACAAGUGGCACAGGCAUUGGGCUUGUGUUCAAUAGAAAACACUCGUUUAGUGUUAGAGCGAUACUACAAUGACUUGAGACUUCUGGAAAAUUCCAGUAAAACACUAAAGAUGGAAGGAUUUUAUCGCAGUAAUAAGGUGUUCGUAGAGUACACAGAUGCAGAUGAUGCUUCAAAACCUUUUAUGGAGAGUCGUUUCUAUAAAGUUUUAGAUCGCUAUGAGCAUACAAUAUGCAUUCAUGUUGCUCUACCAAGAGUUGAUAAAGAUGUUUUAGAGAAAUUGGGAAUACCUGCAAACAGUGAUCAAGGACUGCAGAGUGGUAGAGAAGAUCCUCGCUAUGAUGAUAGUGGCACUGAAGAUGUAGAAGCUGAAGGUUCAACCAUACAAAGCCUUCCUAAAAAUCGGCAAGUUAAUAGAGCAGUUGAUGAAAACUUGCAGUAUGAUGAUAGUGAACUAUGUGAUUCAACAUCUAGUGGUUAUCAUGGUGGUCAGGGAGUCCAUAGUGAUCAUUCUGAGGACAGUAGUCUAACAGACAGUGAACGAACACUUGUAGGUGAUGAACUCUCACCAAGAAAUAACUCUCCAGACUUGACAGGAGUUGACAUGGAUAGUGAUCCUGAUCCUUCACAGAAAGUUGGAGAACUUUUAGCUGGAGCCAGUGGGUCUCUGACAACCACAGGUACCAAACCUGAGUCUGAAAGCUUACAGAAUAGUAGUGUAAGUAGUUCACCACGUAGUGAGCCAUGUGAAGAUGAGAGAAAUCUUUCUUCACCAGAAGAAAAUACUGCACAAUCUCCUAAGCCUUCUAAAAAAGUUCAGGGCGAUUGGGGAUCUAAGAAUGAUGAAGAAGAUCAGGAGGAGGAGGAAACAGGAAUUCAACCAAAGGAUGUAGGAAGCUGCUACUUCCGUGCAUGGCCUUAUACAGAUCCUGAAACAUGUGAGAAAAUGCUUAGGGUGUAUAUAGACAAACGUAUAAGCUUAGGAAUUUUAAAGAAGAAACUUGAAUCAUGGGUUGGAGUUCAUUCUGAUUAUUUUAAGUUGUACAGGGUUUAUUCAAAUAAUCAAGAAUAUGAGUGCACAAGGCUAACAGAAAACCUGAUGUCAUAUUCUGAAGAUUCUAAAUUGACAGUAAAACUUGGUAGGGCACUUCAGAAGGGAGAAUAUAGGGUGAAAGUAUACCAGUUACUUGUCAAUGACAGUGAGCCAGCUAAGUUCCUCAUAGAUUGGGUGUUUUCACGUGGAAUGACAGUGUUACAAGCCAAAAAAGAAAUUCUCCCAGAAAUCAGAGAGAAAUGUGGUUUGGAUAUUCCUUUGAAUAGGUGUCGACUGAGAAAGAAAUGUUGGAAGAACCCAGGGACAAUUUAUCUGGAUAAUGAAAGAUUUGAAACUGAUAUUCCUCUUUUUGCCAACUGGGAAGUCUUCAUAGAAAUUUUAACAGAAGCUGAAAAGUUCACUUCAAAAUCUCAAGUAGCAACUUUUACACGCUGGUGGCAUCCAUCCACGUACCAGCUUGAUCCUUUUAUAGAAGUAGUGUUGAAUGUUCUAAGUGUUGAAGAGCUCAGGGAAAAGCUGUCACAGAUCAGUGGGAUUCCUCAGGAAUUUAUUGAAAUUGCAAAGGGACAAGGAACAUUUCCUUGUGAUGUCUCUCUCCUGUCCAUACAUAAUGAUCUAGACUGGCACUUCCAGAUUCUUUCAUUAAACAUGUGGCCUUUGUAUAUGAGUGACGAUGGACAUGUUAUUUUUUACAGAGACAGUCGAGAAGAACUCAAGAAGUUGUCAGAGGAAGAAAAGAGAGAAAUUUCUAAUAGGGAAAGUGCAAGAUUAAACAAGUUCAGUAAAAUUGGUUACUCUCCUCGAAAAGAAAGAGCACUGAAGAUUUAUACAGACUGUAGCCCUUCAACAAGCAAUAUUAGCAGUAGUUCAAAAACAGUAGUACCUGAGCUAGACUGAAAAGAUGAAACUAUAGGCUGCAAACUAGGAGAGACUGUCUUAAACCAUAUCAUCAUCAACAAUCAAUUAAUUUAUUGACUUUACUUUUGUGUGAUGAGACUGCAAGGUACAGCAAGUGUUGUUCUUGGGAACAUGGAGAAGAGCAGUGAUUGGUUGUUUUAUGAAUGCUCAUUUCUUCAUAUGAUUUUAUCAUGUGAUUUUAGUAAGAAUACUUUAGCAAUAUAUGUUAAGUUUUGUGUAUGCUUCAUAAAGCUUUUAUAAAUUGAGUGAGAGAAUUGUUUACUUGAUCCCACUAACCACUUCAUGUUAGAGUUUAUGAAUGAACAAUAAAACUGUUUAAGCAUGUUAAGUAGCAUUUGUCUAACUUGAGUUUUGCCUGGAGCAAGCAGCAUAAUGUUAAGUAAUUUUUCAAACUUUUAGAACCUAAUACACACAACAACGAUAGCACAUCAACCAUUAUUUAGGUUCUUGGACUUUUGACAAAAAUAUUGAAAACCUAUUAGAACUUUUGUACCUAAAGUCCAUACCGUCCUUGUAUUUUUCUAGUGUUAGUGUAUAUCUGAAUGAGAUGAAAUUACCUGAAACUUCCAUUUUUACAGAAAUCAGAUGAAAAUAUACUAUGUUGGAACAUGUUUCUCAAUUUCUGAAAACUAUAAGUAAUUUUGUGUUCUUUAAAGUUUUGAAAAAUAUUGUACUUUAAGAGAAAUUUAAUUAGCUGCUUUGGUUUCAGCAGUAUAAUUUUCUUUGAAGGUUUUUAUGAAUGCAUGAAUAGGUUUCUGUGUGCCACCACAUUAUAUAUGUGUAAUUAUUGAAAGAUUUCUCUAUUAAUAAAUAUGUAUUGUAGUUGAA